Symbiodinium natans is the source of this 3336-nucleotide messenger RNA. The record is from the annotation of a GenBank genome assembly. Lineage: Eukaryota; Dinophyceae; Suessiales; Symbiodiniaceae.
AUGGCCACGCUCUUUGCGUUGGCAGUCAUCGCCGUCAUGAGCAUAUGGUAUACGACGGUUCGGCUCAACCGAAUGGAAGAGCUUUCAAAACAGUUGGAGGUGCGUGCGGAGUCUGUCUAUGCCAAGCACUUGGGGAGUGACUUGUCGGAUCUGUUUGGUGAUCAACGGGAGGUGCACAUUUCUCACUUCCAUGUUAGCAGCUUGCAAGAGCACUACCUGGAAGCCAGAAGGCACUCCGAGACGUUCCGUAAACGAGUAUGCCUGCCGCUGAGCGAGUUCAUGAACAGCCAGAUUUUGUCCGGAUCAUUGGAGAGCUUGCAACCCAAACUGAAGCCAGUACCAUUGGCGCGUGAAGCUAUCGAAAUGAAGGGCGACCCAAGCCGUGUCUAUGACAUCUUGUACUGCCACGUGACGCUUCCUGACCUGACUGGCGUUGCCAAUGCUUGGCACUUUCUCAAAGUACGGCUAGGAAAUGAUGACUCGAACGUGAUUGAGAUUAUGUCCAUGCGGGACUCCUUUGCUCUUGCCCAGGCUGGCCACAGGUGUGCAGAGAUCGUGGUAAGAAUCCACAGCUAUUUUGCUACGAUCCGGUUCUUUGAGGGCUCCCUGAAUGAGCUUCAAGCACAGCUGGACGUUGUGCAUCGCAGGGCAAAGCAGCUGGGUCUUGUAGCUAGUAAGGAGGCGUGCCGGCGCCAGCCCGCUUCCAGAACGCGUCCUUGGUUUCUGGAUGUCUCCCUUUGCCUGCUUCGUACGAGCUCUUUGCUGGCUGCAGUGUACCUUGCGGGGCAAUACUUCGCCCGCUACAGUCCGACGGUACUCCAGUCCCGAGUACGCCAUUCACCGGUAUGGCAAUAUGUCUUCGCCUUGAAAAACGAUGCUGACCCUCCCGCUCAUCCGACGACGUGGGCGCCAUGCAUGGUCUUCACUUUGCCCUACCUCGUACUGACGUUCGUGCUUGUGUGCGACUUGCAGCGGUGCAGGGCCAGAGUGAGCAGCCGGAGCCUGACCCCCAUUCAGCUGCUUUACGAGAACGAUUUCGGGAUUCAUGGAAGAUUUUACAGCCUUAAAGUUGCUGCCUUACAGUUCUUCACUGUGAUGCUACAAGCUUUGGGAAAGCUUCCAGUCAUGGGUGGCAUCGCGUCCUUCUCGAUUCAGGAAGGCGCCAACAUGUCACAGGCCUUCACGUGCUCGUUCUGGGUCUUUGUUGCUAUCCUGGGCAUGAACAGCCUCUAUCCCAGCAUCUUGUUCUUAGUCCCCUCCGACAAGAGGGUGCGCCUGGGAGCCGGGAUCCUGGAUGCUAUCCUUGAUAUGGCUUACACCCUCUCAUACCUGGUAGUGACGCUGCUGGCCAAUUACAAGCUGGUCAUGAAGCGAGCAGUUACGGGGAACUUCGGGACAGAGGGCAACGUUUAUAAUGAUUACGCAGAAGUAGUUCACCUUGAAGCGAAGGCGGAUGCAGAGAUUACUUUUCCCACAGACUUCGUCGGCUUCUUCGCCGUCUACUAUUCAGUAGCCCAUGUUUGCUCAGUUUGCCGAGCCCUCGAACAAAAACCUCCCAAAGCAUGGCUGGUUCGAGGGACAGGUUCUUCUUUGCGGUCGCUUUGCCCCAGAAGCGCAGCUCCUGGCGGGAAAUGCCAGGCACUUUUCAAGGUGCUGUAUUCGCCAAGUCUGCUGCUUUUCAUCGCCUACUUGGUGCUGUCGAGCAAGUCCUACCCCAACCACCAGCGAAUCGAUGGCUGCUUUCCCUGUCACUGCGCGGAGGUCGGUGGUGCCAAGCAGCUUGCACACUGUCACGUGGCCGGUGCUCUCCGCGUCAAAGAUCUGAGCCUGAGCAACCAGAGCAUCAGCAGUAUUGCGCCGCAUGCCUUCAGGUCUCUGCAUGGCCUUCGGCGUCUUUCCCUUUCCGGAAAUCCACUGCAAAUCCUGCCCGACAAUCUCUUUGCUCCCUUGAAUGGCUUGGAGUUUUUGGAUCUCAGUCGCGCGGAUCUGCAUCAAUUGGAGUCUUCUUCCUUCGCGGGACUUUCGGCCCUGAGGGUCCUGGCCCUGGACCAAAAUCAACUCCAGCAACUGCCGAAAGGUUUGUUGCAUCCUAUGCCGGCCUUGGAGAAGUUGAUGCUGGGAGGUAAAGCCAUAGCAGACAGCGGCUGGAAAUUCAGGCCGAAAGUGUUCGUUCCUGGCAAUAAGUUGACGUCUCUUCCAAGUGACGCCUUCGAGCGCAGCCUUCAGUUAAGAGUCCUGGAUCUUAGCGAUAACCGCCUUGAGACACUUCCUGAAGGCUUGUUUUCGAAGAACCCAAUGCUGCAGACCCUUGACCUGAAAAACAACAGCCUCCGAGACCUCCCCGCAGACAUCUUCAAGGGUCUCUCGAGGCUGCGCACGCUUGACUUGACGAGGAACAAUCUCAGCAAACUACCCCUUGGACUCUUCUCCAGCCUGGGCCGAUUGGAGGUGCUUGACAUCAGGUACACCCACGUCGGCGAACUUGCUGUCGGAGUCUUCGCCGGCUUGGGCCGCUUAAGGCAGCUUGACAUUGGACACAACCGACUCAGCAAGGUUGCUUCCGGAGUGUUCGCAGGCCUCAAGAGUUUGAAGCAGCUUUUUCUCAGCCACAACCCUCUCAGAGAACUUCCCCUUGGAACGUUCGCCGGACUGCCCAGUUUAGAAGUGCUCGAUGUACGUGGAACGUCUGCUGGACUGAGGGCGGGAAUCUUUGCCGGCCUCCCCAAGUUACAGACAUUGAUCCUUGAAAACACAUCGAUCCAUGAGCUGCCCGCGGGAGUUUUCGCAGGCUUGGGGCACUUGAAGUCGCUGGGUCUGAGUCACAACCCCCUUGGCAAGCUACCGGUCGGCUCACUGGCUGGCCUGGGGAGGCUGGAGAUUCUGUCUAUGUCGAACACCUCCCUCACUGAGCUUGGUGCAUCGGUUUUUCUGGGCCUUCAGAAGUUGGAGUUUCUCUUUCUGAGCGGGAACUUGCUCACGCAAGUGCCGGUGGGAGCUCUGAAGAGCCUCCCCGACUUGAGGUAUUUGGGCCUAGGCGACAACUCCAUCCGCAAGCUGCCCGUGAGAGGCUUCGCUAGCCUCCCCAAAUUGCAGAGGUUGGCCCUCGACGACAACUUGAUCAGCGAGCUGCCGCCGGGAGCCUUCGCAGGCUUGGGCCAGUUGAAGCACCUCUCUUUGGAGAAGAAUCCGAUUCAUCAGCUUCCUGAGGAUAUCUUCGCAGGCCUCCAAAGCUUGACAUCCCUAAUUCUAGAUGAGACCUACGCCUCUGAAGCUGCCAUCUGCUCACAGCCCACAGUCCACUGCCACAAUCACGACGCGUUUAGUCGAGCUCCGUAA